AUGCCUCUCCGCAAUCGGUCACUCGGGCGCGAUGUCCAUAUCUACGAUGCCAAAGAUCCCGCUGCAACACUUGGUGGUUUGAUCCUCACGAAUGGCGUCACAAAUAACAACUUUUACUCCAUGGUGGAAAUCCUUGUCCUCUUUGCAAGCAGCUUCGAACUACAAGAUGGAGAUGAUACCAAGAUUGAGAAGAAUGAUGACCCGCUUCGGUCUGGGAAGUACUACAUUCAUGCGCCAAAUUCUUUCUCAAUUUAUGACGAGGCUUGGCUAGUUCGUACUAUAUCAAAUGCCAGCGGGACUCGCGUCCAGUCAUUCCGCGAUGCCGUUCGCAAACGAGACGGCCGAUGCGUUAUAUCUGGGAACGUGGCAGUUAUGGCACAAUUCGACGUUUGGGAUGGCUUUCAGGCUGCGCAUGUCUUCCCGAUAGCCUACGAAGGUCAUUGGAAGGAUCAUGGAUACGACCGCUGGAUUACCAUUCAACCUGAUAACGGCGGAGCCAUUAACUCGGUACAAAACGGCAUGCUGCUUCGGAACGACAUACACCAUCUGUUUGACACCUACAACCUCUCGAUUAACCCUGAUGAUAAUUAUAAGAUUGUGUUCUUUGCCCUUGAUGCAUAUGGUCUCGCUGGCAAACAUCUUGACCAAAUCUUCAUCAAUGACCCCCAACGACCUGUCGAUCAGCUUCUGCGAUGGCACUUCAGGCAGGCGGUCCUGGCAAACAUGAGAGGUGCUGGAGAGCCCCGGUUCGAGCAUGAUUUUCCGCCUGGCUCUGAUAUUGUUGGUGACAUUCUCAAUGGUCCAAAGCCUGCUGAAAGAAUGGAGUUUGAGCUGUUCAGUCGCCUGGUAGCUUAG
Molecule: messenger RNA, 855 nt
Organism: Lindgomyces ingoldianus
Lineage: Eukaryota; Fungi; Ascomycota; Dothideomycetes; Pleosporales; Lindgomycetaceae
Exons: 3
Coding region: 1-855 (284 amino acids)
Source: RefSeq, a predicted model, not a curated record